GAGUUUUUUCAUGCGCCAAACUAAAACGACGUCGUUUAGGAAAUUGAAAUCCAAUCCGUUAAUAAAAAGAAGUGAAAUUCAGUUUACCGCUAAUUUGUUUCGAGCCGUAGAGCAUGUCUUCUUCCCUAUCGAUAUGCUUCUCUCCAGUUUCGCUGGCUCGCCCCACCACCAGGAAAGCCAAUCCCAAAAAGCUCCCUAGAAACCCUAACCCUAACCCCAACCCUAAGAUCAGAAAAAGAACCGGAACCAGGACCGCCAGUCCCAAUGAAGUUCUUCCUUACGGCGACCAAGCCACCACCUACACUAGCCUCCCUCCCAGAGAAGACUUCUUCACUACUUCCCUCAACUCAUCUUUCCAAUCCUCCACAGAAAUUAAACUCUCCGACUUAUCUCCGCCCACUAUUGAAUCCGAAAUCGACAAAUCUAGCCACGAAGAGGAUGUUUUUGACGAGCAAUUAGGUUUUGAUUAUGGAAAAUUUGAGUUAUAUGAGGUUAAUUCCGAUCCUGAAGAGGAGGAUGAGGAUGAGGAUGAGGAUGGUGAGGGACAAGUAUUUGUUGGACAUGGUGAAAUGGUGAGUGUUUUUAAUGGCGAGGAAGAAGAGAAGGAGAAGGGGUUACCGGCCGUCAUGCGAUGUUUUGAUCGGGCGAAGAUUUAUGUAAAGGCUGGGGAUGGUGGGAAUGGAGUGGUGGCUUUUCGGCGAGAGAAGUAUGUGCCGUUUGGGGGGCCUUCGGGUGGGGAUGGAGGGAGAGGUGGAAAUGUGUAUGUGGAGGUUGAUGGGUCUAUGAAUUCGCUUUUGCCUUUUCGGAAUGGCGUGCAUUUUAGGGCAGGGAGAGGGAGUCAUGGACAGGGGAGGAAUCAGAAUGGGGCUAAGGGGGAGGAUGUGGUGGUCAAAGUGGCACCUGGGACUGUUAUUAGAGAGGCUGGUUCUGAUGGGGUUGAAGGGGAAGUGCUUUUGGAGUUGUUGCAUCCAGGGCAGAGGGCCAUGUUGCUGCCUGGUGGAAGGGGUGGGAGAGGCAAUGCAUCAUUUAAGUCAGGGACAAAUAAGGUGCCAAAGAUUGCAGAGAAUGGUGAAGAGGGUCCAGAAAUGUGGUUGGAGUUGGAGCUGAAGCUGGUUGCAGAUGUUGGAAUAGUGGGUGCUCCAAAUGCAGGGAAAAGCACACUUCUCAGUGUGAUAAGUGCUGCUCAGCCAACAAUAGCAAAUUAUCCAUUUACAACCUUACUUCCAAACUUGGGUGUUGUUUCAUUUGGUUAUGAUGCUACAAUGGUUGUAGCAGAUCUGCCAGGUUUACUUGAAGGAGCACACAAGGGUUUCGGUUUAGGUCAUGAGUUUCUUCGGCACACCGAAAGGUGUUCUGCACUGUUGUUCCAACAAACUUAUGCUCAGUUGGGAAAACUUUUCCUUGACCAGGCCAAGUUUAUGCAGGGAGUCAAGGUACAUGUUGUUGAUGGUUCCUCACAGCAGCCAGAAUUUGAGUUUGAUGCCGUUCGUCUUGAGCUGGAACUAUUUAGUCCUGAACUUGCUGAAAAACCUUACGUAGUUGCUUACAACAAAAUGGACCUUCCAGAGGCAUAUGAGCGGUGGCCAUCAUUCAAAGAAAGGCUACAAGCUCGUGGGAUUGGAACUUUUUGCAUGAGUGCGGUGAAAGGAGAGGGCACUCAUGAAGUGGUCUGCGCUGCCUAUGAGCUUCUAAGAAACAGAACAGAAAGCAAUAAAGAAGUUGAAGAUCCAGUGAAUUUGAACCAUGUUGCCGAUAUGCUACAUAAGCAGCGAAGUGCCUCUAUUAAUGAGUUUGAGAUCUUUCAUGAGAAAGGUUCCAAUACUUGGCAUGUAGUUGGAUCUGGGUUGCAACGUUUCGUUCAAAUGACAAACUGGCGAUAUAUAGAAUCUGACAGAAGGUUCCAGCAUGUUCUGGAGGCUUGCGGGGUGAACAAGUCUCUCAUCAAACUUGGUGUCAAAGAAGGUGACACUGUGAUUGUUGGAGAGAUGGAGAUGGUGUGGCAUGAUUCCGCUGAUGGUAGUGGUUCCUCAAAUGUGAGGAAGGAGUCAACAGAUUCAGCAGUCAAAUGGCCUCAGUGGAAGUAAUCAGGUAUAAUGUGAUUUUAUUUAUUUUUCAUUUUCUAUGUAAAGAUUAAAUAAUUUUAAAAUAUAUAAAAUUUUAACAAA
This is a messenger RNA of Vitis riparia (riverbank grape), 2165 nucleotides long. RefSeq names its product GTP-binding protein OBGC, chloroplastic. Gene Ontology annotation, molecular function: magnesium ion binding; GTP binding; GTPase activity. Gene Ontology annotation, cellular component: mitochondrion. The coding region runs from base 114 to 2084 and encodes 656 amino acids. The transcript has 7 exons. NCBI's taxonomy places the organism in Eukaryota, Viridiplantae, Streptophyta, Magnoliopsida, Vitales, Vitaceae. The record is from RefSeq and is a predicted model, not a curated record.